Hevea brasiliensis (rubber tree) is the source of this 1470-nucleotide messenger RNA. Its product is annotated as 1,4-dihydroxy-2-naphthoyl-CoA synthase, peroxisomal. Lineage: Eukaryota; Viridiplantae; Streptophyta; Magnoliopsida; Malpighiales; Euphorbiaceae. The record is from RefSeq and is a predicted model, not a curated record. The transcript has 9 exons. Gene Ontology annotation, cellular component: cytosol. Gene Ontology annotation, biological process: menaquinone biosynthetic process. Gene Ontology annotation, molecular function: 1,4-dihydroxy-2-naphthoyl-CoA synthase activity. Bases 45 to 1145 code for a protein of 366 amino acids.
AAAGUGCCAACCGCCAUUUUCAACGUCUCCAAUCCGAGACACCAAUGAAGAACGCUCCUUUUGGACUUCAAACCCAGACCCUUAUUGAAAAAUCUCUAGAGCCAUACUCAACACUAGCACAUUUCCUGAUAGCUCGUUUAAUUCCAAUGUCGAAAGUCUCCGAGAACGAGCUAGACAGUGUGAGAAGGAGGGUGGCCUCUGUUUCCAACCAUCUCGCCCCAGUUCCUUUCUCCAAUUAUGUCUCGAUUGGAUUAUCCAACACUUCAAUGAACGAUAGCUAUCACAGGAUACAUGGGGAAGUCUCGACAGAGCAAGUCGUUUGGAGAAAUACCCAUGAUGGGUCCGAGCAGUUCACUGACAUUAUAUAUGACAAAGCUGUUGGCGAAGGGAUUGCAAAGAUUACCAUUAAUAGGCCAGAAAGAAGGAAUGCGUUUCGGCCACAGACGAUUAAGGAGCUAAUUCGCGCAUUUAACGAUGCUAGGAACGAUGCUUCUGUUGGAGUUAUUAUUCUAACUGGGAAGGGAACUAAGGCCUUUUGCAGUGGCGGCGACCAGUCAUUAAGAAACGCAGAUGGUUAUGCUGAUCCUAAUGAUAUGGGUCGUCUCAAUGUUUUGGACUUGCAGGUGCAGAUUCGGCGUCUUCCAAAACCAGUAAUAGCAAUGGUUGCAGGUUAUGCAGUAGGAGGGGGACAUGUAUUGCACAUGGUUUGUGAUCUCACAAUUGCAGCAGAUAAUGCUAUAUUUGGCCAAACUGGUCCAAAGGUUGGAAGCUUUGAUGCUGGUUAUGGAAGUUCCAUUAUGUCCCGUUUGGUUGGACCCAAAAAGGCAUGCGAGAUGUGGUUUCUAGCAAGGUUCUAUACAGCUUCUGAAGCAGAGCAAAUGGGCCUGGUCAACACUGUUGUGCCUUUAGAAAAUUUAGAGCAAGAAACAGUGAAAUGGUGUCGACAGAUACUAAGGAAUAGCCCAACUGCAAUUCGUGUACUCAAGUCAGCUCUUAAUGCAGUUGACGAUGGCCAUGCUGGACUCCAGGAGCUUGCUGGAAAUGCUACACUUUUAUUCUAUGGCACUGAGGAAGGUAACGAAGGGAAGACAGCAUUUAUGCAACGUAGACGCCCAGAUUUCUCAAGAUUUCCUCGACGACCUUAAUGUCUAUCAUUACUGUUGUCAUGUAUAUUAUUUCCCACAUUGGUGGAGAUGAAUUUUUUAAUAAAGAGUGCUGAUAGCUUUCUUUCCUAUCAAUGCACUUCUGGGUUGAUCAGCUUCCCUUUCAACAAUGAGAGAUGGAUAUUGAAGAAACUAUCCACCAGUCGCCCAGAUUGGUGUCCCAUCGAGAUUGCUAGUUGUGAUAUAUUUUUCAUCGUUGUAAUUCAAGGUUCAGGUUGACGUCAUUGUAUUCAUUCAACAGAUAGCAUUGGUAGAAUAUGGAUAAAAUGAAGAAAAAGAAUUAUAAUGAAGAAACGGUUUAUGAUCA